AUGUCUUACGCUUCAGUAGCCAGUCACAACAUCCCAUUCGGAGAGAUGCCUCAACCCGAUCAAAACCUCGCUGAAGGUCAUUUCGAAGGUGAAACCGAAGCUUCCAACCACGUUGAUUCCAAGAUCAACGUUCUUCCCGCUGGAUCUGACCCCGAACACCCCGUUAUCGAGCCCGCAUCACCCCCUAAGCCAAUCAGCAUUAACCUUCACCCUGCCGCUGUUCCUGAGCCAUCCACAUCCGAGUCCGCUCCUAAACCCCUUCCUACACCAACCAAGCACAGCGUAGAUCUCCCCGAGAGCGGUGCCGAGUUCGAGAAGAAGGUAGAGGAGAAAGCCGAAAAGGCAGAGAAGAAAGCUGAAAAGGUGGAACAGAAAGCUGAGAAGAAUCUUGAUAAAGCUGAGAAGAAAGCCAAGGAAAUCGGUAAGGAGAUUGAGAAGAAAGGUAACGAGUACAGCAAAAAAGCAAAGGCUGAACUCGAAGAAGUUGAAUCUGCUCUUGGACCAUACUGGGAGAAGACCAAAGAUGUCGUACUUCGACCUGGUACCCUUGGUGGUCUCAUGGGUGUCGUCAACGUCGGUAUCCUUGGUACCGCUGGAUACUUUGCUUACACCCGAAAAGACCAACCAUGGGACAGACGAAUCGUUGGUGGAAUCGUUGCGGGUACCUUGGCUUUGUUCGGUGCUGAAGGUUACGUCGCCGAAUCGUACCUUGAAACCGAAGAAGGCAAACGGGAGGCUGAACGAGCCAAAUCAGAAGGAUCCAAAUUCUACCUCCAAGCCAAAGAAGUUAUUCUCCGACCCCAAGUUGCCGGUGGUCUCGCUGGUGUAGUGAACGUUGCCAUCCUUGGUGCUCUUGGAUACUUCAGUUACCAAAACUGGAACCGACCUUGGGACAGACGAACAGUCUCUAUGAUCUCCGUUGGUUUACUCGGAUUAAGCGGUCUUGAAGGAUACGCUGGUAAAGUAUACGCCGAUAAGGAACUCCCCAAAAGAAAGUAA
Molecule: messenger RNA, 999 nt
Organism: Kwoniella shivajii
Lineage: Eukaryota; Fungi; Basidiomycota; Tremellomycetes; Tremellales; Cryptococcaceae
Exons: 7
Coding region: 1-999 (332 amino acids)
Source: RefSeq, a predicted model, not a curated record